Molecule: messenger RNA, 698 nt
Organism: Colletotrichum destructivum
Lineage: Eukaryota; Fungi; Ascomycota; Sordariomycetes; Glomerellales; Glomerellaceae
Product: Putative large ribosomal subunit protein mL41
Exons: 2
Coding region: 172-483 (103 amino acids)
Biological process (GO): translation
Cellular component (GO): mitochondrial large ribosomal subunit
Molecular function (GO): structural constituent of ribosome
Source: RefSeq, a predicted model, not a curated record
UCUCCCAAGCCUGCGAGAAAGGCGACGACGACGACGACGAACCCCUACGAACCCACAGACUUGCCACCCUUCCCCCAGCGACGACCGGUCAGCUGACCGAAACAUACCUCAUCGACUCAGACCAUCACAAUCGAAUCGCCGGGUCUCGUCCCCGACAAAAACCCGCCCACGAUGAGACCCUCUCCCAUCCUCCAGGUGCUCAAGUACAAGCAUCUGCGCCUGACAACGAAGGACGUCAAUAAGGGCUUCUACAAGGGAAAUCGCACGGGAGCCAUGGGUCGGCACACAAAGUACGGUGGAUACGUCAUCGAGUGGCACAAGGUGCGGACGUACGUCGUGCCCAAGGGCUUGAAGGACACCAAGCUUACGCCCUUCGUCUCCGAGGCCGUCCGCCCCAUGAAGGGCACUUACCCAACGAAAGAGGGUCCCCGCAGCCCCCAGCUCUACCUCGACACCUGGAAGCAGCAGAACGGUCUCGACUAAGAGGGAUCUGGUGACGAAGGAAACGGUACAGGAAGAGAGCGAAGAGGAUCGCCUCUCAGCGACAAGCAUCAAUUGGAAUUGAACCAAACAUGAUCGGGGGGUAAAUGCGAGCCCCGGAAAGAGUUUACAAGAGCUGUAUAUACCCUCGACACUGUAACAAUAUGUAAAACAUUCACUUAAAACGGGAAGCAUUCAAAAGCAUAUGGUUCUCAAAA